Monomorium pharaonis (pharaoh ant) is the source of this 861-nucleotide messenger RNA. It is a transcript of the gene ATPsynO, whose product is annotated as ATP synthase subunit O, mitochondrial. Gene Ontology annotation, molecular function: proton-transporting ATP synthase activity, rotational mechanism. The coding region runs from base 137 to 760 and encodes 207 amino acids. The transcript is spliced from 4 exons. Gene Ontology annotation, biological process: proton motive force-driven mitochondrial ATP synthesis. The record is from RefSeq and is a predicted model, not a curated record. Lineage: Eukaryota; Metazoa; Arthropoda; Insecta; Hymenoptera; Formicidae.
AUGUGGCGCCGCAGCGGCACGUUCUGCUGUAUUCGCAGAUGAUCCGUAAGAUUCCUGCACAUUUCUGCAUUAUAUAAUGGCUGCGUGAAUCUCCUGUACCUCGAUAAUCCGAUCAUCGCCGUGAACACCCGUGAAGAUGUCUGUUGGUAGAAUAAUUGCACGUAGCUUUUCUACGUCGACUGCCGCACAGCAGCUGGUCAAGCCUCCAAUUCAAGUUUUUGGAUUAGAAGGCAGGUAUGCCACGGCUCUUUUCUCAGCUGCGUCCAAACAAAAGAUUUUGGACGCAGUAGAGAAGGAUUUAACAAAUUUUCAGGGUCUUUUAAAGAAGGACACUGCACUGGUAGAUUUUAUGAAGAAUCCUUCGAUAAAGCGAAAAGAAAAGGUGGAGGCUUUUAAAACAAUUGGGAGCAAAAUUAAUUUGAAUCCAGCCACUGGAAAUCUACUGAUGUUACUCGCAGAGAAUGGACGAUUAUCGAAACUCAACUUAAUUAUCAAUUCGUUUAAACUGAUCAUGGCUGCCAACAGAGGGGAGGUGGUAUGUGAGGUGAUUACUGCAAAUCCACUUGAUGCCGAGACAAAGACAAAACUAGAGUCGACGCUGAAGCGUUUAUUGAAGAAGGGUCAAACAAUUGUGCUCACCACCAAAGUGGAUCCCUCCAUCAUUGGCGGUAUGAUAGUAUCGGUAGGUGACAAAUACAUAGACAUGAGUGUCGCUAGCAAAAUUAAAUUGUACACUGACCUCAUUCAAACCGCAGUGUAAUAAAACUUAGCUGAUACAAAGUAAUGGAGUAAAUUGUUGCGUACUCAUAUAUUCGAGUAUCAUGUAAAUUACAGAAAUAAAACUAUAUAAUCAAGUAAACC